Messenger RNA from Colletotrichum costaricense, 891 nucleotides. Its product is annotated as dihydroflavonol-4-reductase. Gene Ontology annotation, molecular function: oxidoreductase activity, acting on the CH-OH group of donors, NAD or NADP as acceptor. NCBI's taxonomy places the organism in Eukaryota, Fungi, Ascomycota, Sordariomycetes, Glomerellales, Glomerellaceae. The transcript has 6 exons. The coding region runs from base 1 to 891 and encodes 296 amino acids. The record is from RefSeq and is a predicted model, not a curated record.
AUGGCACAUGUGCUCCUUACCGGUGGCAGCGGCUUCAUAGCUAUGCACAUAAUCAAGGUGCUAUUGGAGCAAGGCCACUCAGUAAUCACAACUGUGCGAAGGCAGGCCAAGGCAGAAAUAAUCAGUCAAUCAUUCUCUGGAUAUUCGCCCGAUAAGUUGGGCUUUGUCUUCGUCCCCGACGUUGGACAACUUGGGGGCUUUGACGAGGCCGUCCAGUCUGACCCCCCUUUCGACGCAGUCAUACAAACUGCGAGCCCCGUGACAUACGAAGUCAAAAACAUCCAGGCAGACUUGAUCAACCAACCUGUUAAUGGGACCACCAAUAUUCUUCAAGCUAUCAAGGCGGGGGCUCCGACAGUCAAGCGAGUGGUGAUCACGGGGUCCUUUGUCUCUAUGUUGGAUAUGUCAAAAGGUCUUCGGCCCGGUCAUACGUACGACGAGACAGACUGGAACCCCAUCACAGCCGAGGAGGCACUGGCGAACCCAGCUAGAGGCUACGCAGCAAGCAAAACAUUUGCAGAGGAGGCGGCAUGGAACUUUCAGAGUGAAGAGUUUCCGAGCUUCACGCUGUCCGUCAUUUUGCCACCUCUUGUUUUCGCUUUGGCCCACGUACGGGCCAUGGAAGAGCCCGAGGCCGGGAACAAACGCUUCUUCGUCGCCAACGACCACUUUUCGAACCGUGAUAUCAUCCGCAUAAUUCGCAAAAGAUCUGCCAAAUACCGUGUCAGUCUGCCAUCGGAACAUUUGCCAGGUGGUGAAUUGCCAGAAGACGUGUUUUCUAUCAACACCCAACGUUCGGUGAACAUCUUAGGAAUGGAAUAUAGGACUUUGGAGGACUGUAUUGCCGACACUGUCGAAUCUUUCGCGGCGGUAGAGUCGCGAGACACCUAG